AUGGCAGAGGGAGACUUUGCACUGGCGGUCGUGUCGGAACCGUAUAUGAUACCGCAAAAUAAUCCGAUGUGGUACACAAAUGAGAAUAAAACGGUGGCUAUAACUUGGAGGAAAACUAGACAUCCUCUGGUAUGUGUCCCUAUUGGCAGGGGGAAACACCACGUGACAGUCAAAUGGGGGGACACUAUGGUGAUUGGUACGUACCUGUCUCCCAAUAUCAGCUUCUCAGAGGUGGAAAGGGCGACUGAAGAGAUGGAGAGAAGCGUGUGGUGCCAUCAUGAUUCCCCUAUCCUGAUAGGCGGCGACUUUAAUGCCAAGGCAGUGUUGUGGGAAUCUCCCAACAACGAAUGUAAGAGGCACGGCGGUAAGAGUACGUGCAUACGUAGCUCGGGAGAAUCUAUAGUUGAUUUGACUUUUGCCAACCAGAAAGCUGCAGCUCGGAUCUUGAAUUGGGAGGUUUCAAAUCUGGAAAGUGCCUCAGAUCACAGGUACAUAGAAAUAUCAUUUGGCAAAACAAAUCUUCAAAUCCAAAAAGAGAAAAUGCCGAAUCAGAGAAGAUGGGCUGUUAAGAAGCUAGAUGAGGACUUACUUAGGGCUGCGAUCAUUGUGGGAAGUUGGAAUAACCCAAAUCAACCAGUGGACAUAGAAAUCAGCGUGGCUAAUCUACAGAAGAUGGUGUCGGAUGCCUGCGAGACUGCCAUGCCCAAAUCGUCUCCUAGAUCUGUGAAGGCUAUGCCCUGGUGGAAUGAUGAACUUUCGCAAUUGCGGGCGAUAGCCACAAGGGCAAGAAGAAAACUAAAACGUUUUCGAAGACAGGAAAAUUUAGACGAUCAGCUAGAGAGAGAUCAGAGAAUCGGUGAAUACAAGGAGGCCAAAAGGGCGCUUAGUAAGGCUCUAAGGAAAUUUAAAGCCCUAGCUUGGAAGGAUUUCGUUGGUACCCUAAACGAGAACCCAUGA
This is a messenger RNA of Mycetomoellerius zeteki, 957 nucleotides long. RefSeq lists its product as uncharacterized. Gene Ontology annotation, molecular function: catalytic activity. The transcript has 2 exons. The record is from RefSeq and is a predicted model, not a curated record. Lineage: Eukaryota; Metazoa; Arthropoda; Insecta; Hymenoptera; Formicidae. The coding region runs from base 1 to 957 and encodes 318 amino acids.